This is a messenger RNA of Corvus hawaiiensis (hawaiian crow), 1347 nucleotides long. It is a transcript of the gene PSMG1, whose product is annotated as proteasome assembly chaperone 1. Gene Ontology annotation, cellular component: endoplasmic reticulum. Lineage: Eukaryota; Metazoa; Chordata; Aves; Passeriformes; Corvidae. The transcript is spliced from 7 exons. Gene Ontology annotation, biological process: proteasome core complex assembly. Gene Ontology annotation, molecular function: proteasome binding. The coding region runs from base 40 to 885 and encodes 281 amino acids. The record is from RefSeq and is a predicted model, not a curated record.
UUCCGGCGGGGCGGGGCCGCGCAGGCGCGGGCGGCGGCCAUGGCGACCUUCUUCGGGGAGGUGGUGGUGGCCCCGUCCCGCGCCGGCCUGGACGAGGAGGAGGAGGCGCGGGAGGAGACGCCCGAGGACCGGGAGAUCCGCAGGGAGAUCGAGAAGAAGAGGGAGGUCGAUGUCCUGUGGACCUGGAAGUCGCGCGGCUGUGCCGAGGAGCCCUUGGUGUGCUCCAGGUUCCUUGUGGCCAUAGGAAGGAACGCUGCGGCUUUCCUGUCGUCUUUCAUCCUGGAUUCUGUGUGCUGGGAAGUGGUUGGAGUUGUGAAGCUGUGGAAUGAGUGGUGCAGGACAUCCAGCACCACAAACGUCCUCCCCACAGACUCUUUCUGUUUGUUCUACAGAUUAAUAUCAGAUCCCACAGUUUUAUUGUGCCAGUGUAGUUGCUACGUUGCUGAGGAUCAGCAGUUCCAGUGGCUUGAGAAGGUUUUUGGCUCCAUGCAGAAGAAAGGCUUGCAAGUAACCAUCCUUUCCACAUGUCCUGUAGCUGAUUAUAAAACUCAGGAAUCCACUCUAACACUUGCAUCUCCAUUCCUGAAAGCCUUGAAGACCAAAGAAUUCCAAGACCAGGUCUGCUGCCCGCUGCUGGAGCAGCCCAACAUUGUGAGGGAUCUUCCUGCUGCUGUCCUGAGUUACUGUCAGGUGUGGCAGAUCCCUGCAGUGCUGUAUCAGUGUUACACUGAUGUCAUCAAGCUGGACACGAUUACCAUUGAAGCCUUCAAGCCUCUGCUUUCUUCUGAACUCCUGAAGAGUUUAGCCAAGGAUGCCUCUGAGAGCACAAAGGUUUUGAAGAAGUUCCUGACAAGCAGUGAAACUCACAAUAAUAUCUACAUCUGACAAGGACAUUUAUGCUGCACUUUUGUAGACUCCAGUUUAUUCUCUAGAGGACUUCUGGGAACUUUUUUUUUUUGUCCCUUAAAAGUAGAAUAAAUUCCAGGAGAUUCUUACUUUUCCACUCAUUUUUGUUGCUUUUAACUUCAUCACUGUAAACACCCUCCUGCAUGGCUUGGGAGACUUUCUUCCAGAGUGAUUUUAGGAAAGACAUCUUGGGCAUGAAAAGCAACUCCUUUUUCUCCUCCUGAAGGGAUUGUCUUACCUGAAAGUAUUCCUUUUAUAUGUAAAAGAGGAAAUGUAGUUAAGGAAUUCUGUCUGUAUCUAACAAGAACUCUCCUUUUUUACUUUAUUUUGAGACCUGAAGGUUUUUCUAAUAUUUGAUGCUCUUCAAAGAUUUGUCUGUGAUGGAGAAAAUACACUCUGUCCUUUUACAUCCACAAAUACAGAGAAUUUUGUUUGCAUUUA